AUGGAUAAGCUGGAGCGACGGCUCGCGCGACUAUGGCGUCGGCUUGGCGGUGGACGACGGAGGGAGCGGCGCUCGAAAAAGGACGAAAGCUCGUCGUCGCCGCCUUGUGACGACGUUGUCGUAUUGAACAACAAAACAGCGAAAGCGAAAAACGUGUCGCCUUCGACUCGACAUCGUCACCAGAGUGACUCAACACCUUCGCGGAAUAGCCGGUCGAAGGAUCUCUCUCGAGCUUUGGUCCGACUCUAUGCCUACGCCAAGCUCAGAUCUUUGCAAAGCUUGAUCUUAGCUGAGUCGGCUCCCCCGUCAGACAGUUCUACCGUCACCGAUCUGGACAAUCUCGAUUUGCGACAGCCUAUGGAUCAGUUCUCCUUCCUCUCAUCUCUUCCGCAGCUUUCUAUCCCUCGACUGAAAAGCAACGACUUUGAUAAGCUAUGCCUCAGUCGUGAAAGCGGCUAUCUGACCAAUUCGCCCUGGGAAAUCUCGAGCAGUUCAGAGACUCUCCGACAACAGAGGUCUCCGAGUCUUGGUCGACCCCAUGGACAUCUACACAAAAAGCGAUCCACUCCAAGAAAGCGAUUGCACGCUUCACAUGGAGACGUCUGGGCCUCAUCUAACAUUGGCUAUCGGCCUCGUGAGGCGCAAUCGUACGAAACAAUGGAGUCCUUUUUAAGCAGAAAUGUCUACAAAUCCAAAUGUGUUACGUGCGUGUUCGAGGCAGCACACGCUGGUUUGGGAGUGCUCCUCGAUGACAUUCUGGCUGAGUUUGAUCGCUGUCUUAAGCAACAAAUGCUCCGUUCACUUCUCGAAAAUAACCGUCGAAUUCUCUACCUACAAGGGUCCAGAGAGGCAUUACCGAUACGAAUGGCUGAGGCGAAAACCGAGGAGAACAUUUUCAGUGACAACGAACUUCAAACUGUACAAGGUAACCUGUUAGUUUUUCCUUCGCGCUGCCGCCCUAUUCAUUUAAUCAGAUUC
Cooperia oncophora is the source of this 978-nucleotide messenger RNA. NCBI's taxonomy places the organism in Eukaryota, Metazoa, Nematoda, Chromadorea, Rhabditida, Trichostrongylidae. The record is from the annotation of a GenBank genome assembly.